This is a messenger RNA of Paraglomus brasilianum, 423 nucleotides long. NCBI's taxonomy places the organism in Eukaryota, Fungi, Glomeromycota, Glomeromycetes, Paraglomerales, Paraglomeraceae. The record is from the annotation of a GenBank genome assembly.
AUGGCCGGUUUUAAUAACGAAUCGAUUAACGAAAGUUAUGCAUAUAGUAAUCAGGUGCAUAGUAUGGACUCGAACUAUAGUGUGGAUUCCAAUAGCAUCUAUUCCUAUCCACUCUGUCAAGCGUCUUCGCACCUUCCCAGUCAAGUUAUUCUUCCUUCUGAUACCGAUUCAAACAAUAAUAACGUCUACACGGGUGUAAAUACACAGUUGAAUACCGCGCAUUACGGAUACGUCGAUGAGAAUCGAGUCAACUAUUCAAUGAUGAAUAAUUUGAAUGAUUGCAAUCCAUCCUCCGUCUCUUAUCCUAUCCUCCAAACAUUAGUUCAAACACCUUCUACAUCUUCAGUUUUUCCGACCAACUAUGGCUUGAACAACAACCGUGAACCCUCGAUUCGUCAUUCUCUCUCCCAAACAAUGGGUUAA